AUGCUUAAAGCAAAGAAAAGUCCUUUAUUGCCUCCGCUAAAGCUGUUUCGUGAGAUACUUAGAGCUCAUAGACAACUUCCCGCAUUGCAAAGAUCCUUAGGUGAUAGUUAUGUCAAACAGGAGUUUAAACUACACAAGAAUACGGAUAACCCAAUCCACAUUGUUGGUUUUCUACAAAGCUGGCAAGAUUACCUUCAAAUGAUCUCUGACGGCCAGUGGAAAGAUUACAAGUUAUCCAAACAGGAACUAGACAAAAUGUCACCUGAACAGGUCGGCCAGCUAUAUGAGUUGAUGAAAGAGACACAGAACUUCUAG
This is a messenger RNA of Komagataella phaffii GS115, 315 nucleotides long. RefSeq lists its product as uncharacterized. The transcript has a single exon. NCBI's taxonomy places the organism in Eukaryota, Fungi, Ascomycota, Pichiomycetes, Pichiales, Pichiaceae. Gene Ontology annotation, biological process: mitochondrial respiratory chain complex II assembly; succinate metabolic process. Gene Ontology annotation, cellular component: mitochondrial intermembrane space; mitochondrion. The record is from RefSeq and is a predicted model, not a curated record. The coding region runs from base 1 to 315 and encodes 104 amino acids.